CACACACACACACGCGCGGGCGCGCGCGUGGAUCCACGAGCCGAUCCUUCUGCUCUUUCCCAGAAAAUCUGGAAAUUUUUAAACCUGCAACAAAGCCGUGAACGCACGUGAGACAUAACCGGCGGCGAACAGCUGAAAUCCGCGCGCACGCGCGCACUCAGGAGUGAACUGGACGGAACUGACGUCAUGCAAUUUAUCUUCGGGGGUGUUGUGUGUGUGUGUGUGUGUGUGUGUGUGUGUGUCCGCCUUGUUACAUUAAGGCGGGAUCUGGAAUUUGCUCUCCGCGCGCACUUCUAACUGACGUUUCACUUGGACGCGACUGUAACUAAGGCUCGUGCGCGCACGUGAAAAAGGAGGAAUAAACGCAGCGUGGACACACCCGCGGGAUAUGAUCCCCACGAAACUUGUGCCAGAGAAGCGGACCUCUCUGAGUUUUGGGUCCAACCCCUUGCAACUCGACUACACCUAUUGCCUCCGGUCAUUUAAACCGCUAGAGUGACAGCUCGCGCACGAGAAACGUUUUUAGCAUUUGAUCCUGGGUGCAGAGUAGAGUGGAGGAGAGGAGAAGAGAGGACACUUCAUAGCUUCAGGGCAAUGCAGCCUUUGUAGACUUGUAGGUCUUUUGCAAGUUUGAAAUCAGGAGACUCGAGAUCAUUUAGACUCUUUGAGGAUCUGGCAUCCUACAAGACAGAGAAUUGAUCCAGAAUUGUGAACAUGGCAUCAUUGUGGCAUGUGAUGCUCCGGACACUGGUUCCUUCAUUCCUGGUGCUUUGUCUGUGUGGGACACACACAUUUGGAGAUGAUGACUUCAAUGCAGAGUCCUGGCUCCGGAUGUAUGGAUACCUCCCUCAGGCGAGUAGGCAGAUGUCCACUAUGCGAUCGGCUCAAAUCCUGUCCAGUGCCAUCAGUGACAUGCAGAGAUUCUACGGUCUGGAGGUCACAGGAGAGAUGGAUCCAGCAACUAUAGCAGCCAUGCAGAGGCCUCGCUGUGGGGUUCCGGAUAAGUUUGGGGGUCAGAUCAAGACUAAUGUUCGCAGGAAACGCUAUGCACUCACUGGCCAUAAGUGGGACAAAACCCACUUGACCUUUAGUAUACAGAACUAUACUCCUAAGAUUGGGGAGUACAACUCAUACGAAGCCAUUCGUAUGGCCUUCAAGGUGUGGGAGAAGGUAACACCUCUGACGUUUGAAGAAAUUCCCUACCUGGAGGUCAAAUAUGGCCGGCGAAAGGAGCCUGACAUCAUGAUCUUCUUCGCCUCUGGUUUCCACGGUGACAGUUCUCCGUUUGAUGGCGAGGGUGGCUUCUUGGCACAUGCCUACUUCCCUGGUCCAGGGAUGGGCGGUGACACGCACUUUGACUCAGACGAGCCGUGGACAAUUGGAAACGAGAAUUUGCAAGGAAAUGAUCUGUUUCUGGUAGCAGUGCACGAGCUGGGUCAUGCUCUAGGUCUGGAGCACUCCAAUAAUCCUUUGGCUAUUAUGGCUCCCUUCUACCAGUGGAUGGACACAGAAAACUUCCAGCUUCCAGAGGAUGAUCUCAGAGGCAUCCAGCAGAUCUAUGGACCUCCUGACAGUUCCCCAACUCAGGCUCUUCCCACUGUGACCCCUCGCCGUCCCAACCAGCCUAAGAACCCACCAGGAGCCCCACCACGUCGUCCAGACCGACCGCGCACCACUGACCGCCCAGAUCAGUAUGGCCCCAACAUCUGUGAGGGCAACUUUGAUACGGUCACUGUGCUCCGUGGAGAGAUGUUUGUUUUCAAAGGUCGCUGGUUUUGGAGGGUCCGAAGAAACCGAGUACUGGAUAACUACCCCAUGCCCAUCGGCCACUUUUGGAGAGGCCUUCCAGGAGACAUUGAUGCAGCAUAUGAAAGACACGAUGGCAGAUUUGUUUUUUUCAAAGGGAAUCGGUUCUGGAUUUUCCGGGAGGCCAACCUGGAGCCAGGCUACCCUCAGGAGCUGGUAGAUUAUGGCCGGGACAUUCCUUAUGACAAGAUUGAGACGGCCAUCUGGUGGGAACCAUCAGGCUACACCUACUUGUUUAAGGGAGAUAGGUACUGGCGUUUUAAUGAGCAGUCGCGUGCAGUGGACCGAGACUACCCUAAACCAAUCAGUGUUUGGGAUACGUCAGUACCCACAUCUCCCAAGGGAGCUUUCCUCAGCGAUGAUGGAGCAUACACAUACUUCUACAAAGGCAGCAAGUACUGGAAAUUCGAUAACCAUCGGAUGAAGAGUGAGCCUGGAUACCCCAAAUCCAUCCUGAGAGACUUCAUGGGUUGCAACGUGGACCUGGAUCCUGACCGAGACACAGACGUGGACCCGGGACGGAAGUGGCCUGACAGACCACCCUUCAACCCGGAUGCAGGCCGAGACAAGGACAAAGAGAAAGAAAAGGACAAGGACAAAGGAAAAGACAAGGACAAGGAGCAAGAUCGCACCAACGAUGUGGACACCAAGGAGGAAACGGAAGAGAAGACGAAUGAUGUGGAUGUGGUGCUGAAGAUAGAUGAAACUGAGCGCACCAUGAACAUCAUCAUGGUGACUGUGCCGCUGAUCCUGGUGCUGUGCAUCCUGGCGCUGAUCUACGCCAUCAUCAACACGCUGCAGAGGAAAGGGGCACCCAAGUACUUUGUGCACUGCAAGCGAUCCCUGCAAGACUGGGUUUAACUUGGACUCCUAGGUUUCAACUCUGACCUCUGAACCCUUGACCUCUCUUCCCUUUCGUCCAUGUCGGUUUUCAUCUUCCUAAUAUAUUUACAUUGUGCGCACACACACACACACACACACACACCCACACACCCCCCUUAUACUCUGUUAUCCCAUGGUGCUGUCCUAAUGCAUUGACUGUAGUCUAUUUAUAUGAGAGUUUGCACAUUUGUUAUUGUUGUUUUCCUUCCUUUCUUCAUGGUUUUGUUUUUCCCCUCUUUUCACUCACUUGUGCACAUUUCUUUUUAUUUCUAAACCAGAAUGAUUUUUAAUUGUGCUAUGAUAAACUGCCAUAUGGCUUAGGAAGCAUACUCUGGAUGAGAAAAAUACAAGAGAAAUCUAAAGCAUGCGCAGUACGAAAAAGGGAAGAAAAGGAGUCAAUCUUUGAGAUCUUAAUAAUUGCUCCCUUUACUCAGGAUUCAGAUGUCGUCUAUUCACUGACUGGAGAAGCCAAACGGGAAAGACCUGUUGUAGAAAACAAACUGUUUUCAACACGACUGGCCAUUUAGCGCUCUACUUGAGGCAUGCUUGCCAAUGAUGAAGAAAAUCCCAUGUGUUUUAUUGCCUUAGUCGAAGCACUCAUGCUAUUGUUUUAACAACGGUGCCUUGGUCUUUCCAGCCAAAAGCCUUCCUGUAGUUUUACCCCUAUAGGAGGAGCCCCUUGAUCUCCCUCGUGUGUUGCUUUCUCUCUAUGAUCCUAUGAUACUGUUUGACCGUAAUCUUUUAUUGUCAGAGGAGUGUAGCUCACGUGGUGCUUUUCCUUUAGGACAAAAAAAGGCAGCGUACUGUGAAACCACACUGCAGGGGGACGGGAGGGAACCUUUGAGGUACUGGAUGCUGAAGGAGGUUUUUUUUUUUAGAUGUAGGAACCAUUAGCCAAGUGUAGGCUUGCUUUAAACAAUGUAAUCAAACGCAUACACAAAAAGGCUUAUAAAAACAUACCACUAGUACACUAUAUACCACUUGAGAGGACCAAUUCAAAAAUAAAUAAAAGGCAUUUGUGUUUCUCGAGCCGCAGUCAUAAUGAAAGGCCUUGCCGGGCCUCUUUCCCUGCCCUGUUAGAGGCUGUUAGAUAAUCCUCUCAUUUUAAAAACAGCAGGUGGGCAAAAACAUUGCUAACCUCCCACCAGGGUAACAUGAGGCCUUCUGCACCUAAGAAAUCCUACUCUGAUCUGCUGACGCAUGUAGAGAGCACGAGAAAGCAACGGAGAAGAAGCGUGAUAUAGAGAGAGAGAGAGAGAGAGAGAGAGAGAGAGAGAGAGAGAUCUGUGAAGGUUUAAAGGGAGGUGGUUCAGCUGUGGAAACCUUAUCUGCCAUUGGAAGACGCUUACAGUGUGUUGCUCCAGAGACAACUUACUUUAUACACAUUUCAAGGGUGGUGCAGAGGAGCCUGAGCUGUGAGAAUAUCCUCUUGAGUACAACAGGGAAGAGGACAGAGCAGAUCCUAUGCUCCUAUGCUCAUAUGGGAGCAGGCUGGCACACAUUCGUGGCAUCCACUCUGCCACUGGUUAUUUUUGAACCACAUAUUUUGAAUGGGAAACAGGAUCUGCUGCUGGCAUUCGCUCUCCGUCCAUUCAACAGCUACGAGCUGGCUUUGACAUGUCGCUCACGCUCCUCAAGAUUCAAACUCGAACUUGAUUUUGAUUGAGGAUUGAGCAGCUUGUCUUUGUUUUAAGUAGAAAACUUUCACAAGAAAGUGAUUUGCUUAGCGUGACCUCAAAACAUCAGUUCAGCAUUGCACAUUUUUUGAGAAACAAUGCAUCUCAGUGCCAGGGGAGAAAGUUUCCGUGUUCACAAAGGCACAGAGGAUGGCGUAGAUGAGAGAAGGAAAGUGAGUGGUACUAUAAAUAUUGCCUUGUCGGGCAAGGUUGACUCGAGACCACUUUCAUAAAUAUUAUGGAGAGACUAGAGGAGACAGAGGACAGUCAUGACUUGCAUGCCAUCGCUGAUGGAGGCCGUUCAGCUCCCUUGCCAGGCAGCACCCUUCCCCCUCCAUUCGAAGAGGAGAGUUAAUCAGAGAUAAAAGCCGUUCCUCCUCUCCUCUCCUCUCCCCCCUUCCCCUCCUCCCCAGAUCAAUGAAGAAUACACAAACAGGCCUGAAGGGGAUCCAGAAUUCAAGACUUCAUGCUCAGCCCAUGCUAGCCUGAUAUGUUCCCAUACGUGCAGAUGUUUACUUGCUGCUCCGCACCUUUGUGGCCUUGCUUCGAGAGACCUUCUGGCUGUUUUGGUGUCCUGGCUGAUUAAUGUUAUCUUUGUGUUUGCUUAGGCAAUUGAAACCAAAUGCUCUGUCAAGGCCGUUUAAAGUGAACUUGUCCAGUAAACACACUGCUCGUGUGAACUGUUCAUAAAAGAAAGGCUCACUUUAGACUGUUUAACCUUUAAAGACAGAUCUUUCCUGAAGCUAGAGCUAGUUGCAGGACUACAUUGGGCAUGAUCUGAAUCCUUAAUCAUUUAAGUGAGUGAGUGAGUGAAGUGACUUAUCCUUAAUCAUUUACAUGGUAGCGAUGAAACAGGAGUGGUUAUGCUGGAGAACGGCUAAUAAAUUAAUAAAUAAUCAAAGCUGCACAUAAAUCUGUGUAAUGAGAAUGUUAGGAUCCAUGCUUCAUUCUCCCACUCAUGUCUACUCCUGUACUUCGGCUCAAAUAACAAUGGACCCUCUUACUUUGGGCAUUAUUGUCCUGCAUAGUACUUUUUCUGGCCAACAGGAAGAAAGUCUGGGCUUUAGGCCAAAUCCAGGAAGCGUCCUCCCACAAUCGCUCACUCUUGCAUAGCAAUCUUAAAGGCAUUGUGGGUUUUAGUAAAAUAUUUCCUGAAGUUGCAGCUCAGUGAUUUUUUUUUUUUCAGUUGUGCAUUGUUUUUUUUUUUUUAGCAGCAUUGUAUUUGUGCAAGACGCAUCCACACAAAAUAGCAGACGUGAUUUAAUGUCUGUGAUCUUUCUCAUUCUCUGUCUUCUGAUUUAUGCAUGAAACAAGAGUAGAUCUCUGUUAUUCAUCUGUCCUGCUCAUUUCUUUAAUCCCAUACUGUAAUUGCUAAAUAGUAUGAACAAAGGAUGUCAUAGUGCCGAAAAUCUGUCAUAUUUCGGUAACUGUAGCCUUGGCAGUGUCAGGAUUUUUGUCAGUAUUACGCAAUCUGUGUCAGGACUGAGAAUAAUUUCACUGUAGUCUUUAAACUACACACUGACAGUACGUCUGUUCCUGUGUCACUGUAUCACGAAGCAUCUCACUUUACCCCAUGAGCCAUGUGUCAUGUCUUUUAACAAAGCAAAUCCGUGCACAGACUGAAUAAUUAAUCAAAUCAGGUAAAGAAAUAAAAGGCUCACUCAUGUUGCUAAAGCAAUGUCAUGACAAUGUUGUGCAACUUAUAUAGUGCUGCAAUUAUUUUUAAAAAACCUCAUGUUUAUUAAUAAUGAUUAAAUGUAUGAUACUAUUUUUGUGGUUUUGGUUCAAUUGAUUGAUUUCCUGACUAUCUUAUUUGAAAUUAAUUGGUUGUUUUUGAAAUUGUAAAUAUUGUAGGACUUUUUUACUUUGUUAAUAACAUUCCGGUUUUGUGUUUUUAUUUUGUUUUCUGAUGUAGAAACUGAAGAUUUUAUACAUUUGUGUUGUUUGUUGAUCACAUCUGUUGAGUGUCUCUAAUGAUCCAUGCUGGACAUGUAAACAAUAAUAAAUAAAUGAUCUGAAUAUGAAA
Molecule: messenger RNA, 6390 nt
Organism: Pangasianodon hypophthalmus (striped catfish)
Lineage: Eukaryota; Metazoa; Chordata; Actinopteri; Siluriformes; Pangasiidae
Gene: mmp15b
Product: matrix metallopeptidase 15b
Exons: 10
Coding region: 715-2667 (650 amino acids)
Biological process (GO): collagen catabolic process; extracellular matrix organization; proteolysis
Cellular component (GO): extracellular matrix
Molecular function (GO): metalloendopeptidase activity; zinc ion binding
Source: RefSeq, a predicted model, not a curated record